AUGGAUCAGGCGCAGCGCGGCGCCAACGCGCUGGCAGCCUCAGAUUAUCCCGGCGCUCUGGCAGCAUACACCCAGGCACUCAUCGAACAUCCCACCUCCCCAGACUACUUCACCAAACGGUCAUUGGUCUUCACCCGUCUCAAGCCCGCCCGUUACGACCUUGCCCUUCGAGAUGCCGAGUACGCCGUCCUUCUCGCUCGAAAGCGCGCCAGAAGAGAGUUGAUUCAAGCUGCACAACAGAGAAGAGUGAUUGCUCUACACGGUCUGGGUCGUUAUGCAGAUGCAAAGUUUUUACUAAGUACCAUGGAGCGAUGGGUACCCAAGGAAUCCAGACCUGCUAAAAUGGAAAUCGACAUGUGGAAGGCGAAGGUGGAAUCCAAACUGCAGAAUGUCCCGGAGUCGGAGAAGGUGGCCACUGUGAAAGAAUAUCCUGAGAUCGAGUUACCGACCGACGCCAAAAUGACGGAGAAGCUGGAAGCACAGUUGAAUGCCGAUGGCUCGUUCAAACUAGACCAAGAUUCGAAUGGAAAGUCAUCGGACCCUUCUACCAUCUUAGCUGGUGCUUUACCUUCAACAAAUGGCACAGAUGGCACAGCCAACGGAGAAGCGAGUGCUGCCGCUCCUAAACCCACAACUGAUCCAGUCCCGACCCAAAUUCGACACGAGUGGUACCAGAAUGCGCAAUCUGUCACUCUGACUCUCUAUGCAAAGGGAGUUUCCAAGGAUGCUGCCCAGAUCGACAUCAACGAGGAUUCGGUUUACGUCUCUUUCCCACAUCCGUCCAACCCAUCCACCAGCUUCACUUUCGCUCUCGACCCAUUAUUCGCACCCAUCGAUCCAAGUCGAAGCAAAUCCGCCGUCUUGUCGACUAAAGUGGAGUUGACACUCACGAAGGCACAGGCCGGUCAGAAAUGGCACACUUUAGAAGGAUCAGCUCCUCUGAAGCCUUCGAACAACACAUCCAGUGCCACAAAUGAAGACGCCGCCAGGGUAGCUGUGAUGGACACGCUGAACCAAAAACAAUCGGAGUCUUCAACCAAGCCUACUGCUUCAGCUCCAUCAUAUCCAACCUCCUCCCGCCACGGCCCUAAGGACUGGGACAAACUCGCCAACGAUCUCCACGCACAGUCCAAAGCAAAAAGAGUCGUCAAGAAAUCCGAUAAUACCAACGAGGCUGACGAGGAAGAGGAUAUCGAUUCAGACUACGAAGGAGGCGAUGCCGUUGAUGGAUUCUUCAAGAAACUCUAUGCAGGAGCGGAUGACGAUACGCGUCGUGCAAUGAUGAAAUCAUACUACGAGAGCAAUGGGACGGCGCUGAGCACGAAUUGGGCGGAAGUGGGCAAGGGGAAAGUUGAGGAGGUUAAGGGCAAGGAUGAUUAG
Rhinocladiella mackenziei CBS 650.93 is the source of this 1380-nucleotide messenger RNA. RefSeq lists its product as uncharacterized. The record is from RefSeq and is a predicted model, not a curated record. The transcript has a single exon. Gene Ontology annotation, biological process: protein stabilization. Gene Ontology annotation, molecular function: protein-folding chaperone binding. Lineage: Eukaryota; Fungi; Ascomycota; Eurotiomycetes; Chaetothyriales; Herpotrichiellaceae. Bases 1 to 1380 code for a protein of 459 amino acids.